AUGAAGUCCGACACUACGGAACUGGAAAAUCAAAUGGCAGAUGCACAAUUUUUAGCAGACCUUGCAUUUUUAACAGACAUGACAUCUCACCUUAACGAAUUGAAUUUGAAGCUACAAGGAAAACAGCAGAAUAUUGCCAAAUUAUUUGGACACAAUUCCGAUGAUUACUGUUGGAUGCGAAAAAUUUGA
Acanthoscelides obtectus is the source of this 189-nucleotide messenger RNA. The record is from the annotation of a GenBank genome assembly. NCBI's taxonomy places the organism in Eukaryota, Metazoa, Arthropoda, Insecta, Coleoptera, Chrysomelidae.